GGCUGUCCGAUGCCGCUGGGCGGCGGCCUGGGGGCUCCUGGGAAUUGUAGUCCGCGUGGCUGCGCGCCCUUUGGCGCCGUGGCCGGCCUCUGCCCGCCGCCUGGCCUCCACUCCUGUAAAGAAGCAGGUGCCUCUGUGAUUAAAUACUGAUGCAGUUUUGAUUCAGGUUUGUUUGAAUUGUCGAAGAUGUCAUCAGGCCUUACGGAAGACCAAAAGAAAAGAAUCGAAGAGAACCGCCAGAAGGCUUUGGCUAGGAGAGCAGAGAGGCUAGCAGCACAGAGAGGUGGACAGGUGGGAGUUACAGGACCUCAGGUAAAAGAACAGAGUCCAGGCAAUUGGGGAAAGUUGAAGCAAGAAAACAAUCAUGUCAGAUUCAUUAGCAAAGACCAACAGAAUCCAAACAGUCCUGUGGAGCAGAAGAGCUAUCUUCAGAAAAAUUAUAAUCAUUACUCUGCAAACCAACAGAUGGCUGGUUCACGUGGAGAGCAACAAAAGAAUUGUUCAGAGGACUCGAAGCAAGCAAGUGGCAUUAAGCAGUUCCCUACAACGAUCCCAAAUUCUCUGAGUUAUUCCCAUCAACAAAACUCAGAUGCUGAUGGUCAGAAACACGGACAACAAGCUUUAAUUAAUCUUGGUACAUUCCAGCAGCCCACAUGCUACCCAGCUUCCAAAAACACUGCAGAACCAUCUCAUCCUAAAUUAAUUGAUAACGGGCACCCUGAUGGUAUUAAAGAUUUACAAAGUUGGAGCAAAUCUGCCAUAAAAUAUGUUUCAGCACCGAGCAGCGCCACCCCGAGUGAUUCAGAAACACUGAUAAACAGAAGCAGACCAACAGAAAGCCAGGGGGGAGGUGGUGCCUUUCAGGCCAGUGGUAAGGUGCAGAAGCUGCCCAGCUCUGCUGGUGCAGGCUCUACUUUUGAAGCUGCCUCUCGCAAGAAAGCAAAUAAUGUUACGAAAGGAAAAUGUGUGAAAUAUGGGGAAGAUCGUUUCCUGGUUGAAAUAGGGUAUAAUGCUGAACUCAUUGCUGUAUUUAAGAAAAUACCAAGCAAAAGCUAUGAUCCUACUAUGAAAAAAUGGAAUUUCAGCCUGGAAGAUUACAUCAGUUUCAUGGAAGCGGCAAAUCAACUUUCUUCAGUGAUUCUGGCACCACUGGAAGGAGAAAAUGUGGUUGGCUUGGCAUCAGGCUCUCGUUUCAGUGACGGUGGAGUUGAUGUGAUGUCCCUCUUGAAGAUGUGCAAGAACUGGAAGAAACCCUCAGCCCUUGUCAAAGGGAAGUGUGUGCUGAUCUCUCGCUUGCGGUUUGAGGUUGAUGUUGGGUAUUCUGCAGAAGUUAUUGGAGUGUUCAAACAGAUGAAUUCUAGAAAUUAUGAUGCAAAGACCAGAAAGUGGAAUUUCUUGCUCGAGGACUAUCCCAAACUGAUGAAAAUGUUCCAGAGCCUUGCAUCUGUACAAAUGGAGCCCCUUCCCGAGGCAGUAGUACAGACCUUCGCUGCUCAAAUACAGAGCUCCGCGUCACAGCCGACAGACUUUCCCGAUGCUGACCUUUCAGUAGUGGACUCUAAAAUUGUGACAAGCCUCAUGCCCUUUCAGCGGGAAGGUGUGAAUUUUGCAAUUUCCAGAAAUGGCCGUUUACUUCUUGCGGAUGACAUGGGCUUGGGCAAGACUAUCCAGGCGAUCUGCGUCGCUGCCUAUUACCGAAAGGAAUGGCCCUUGCUGGUGGUGACUCCCUCUUCUGUGAGGUUUACGUGGGCAGAGGCAUUUCACAGGUGGCUUCCAUCCUUGAGUCCAGGUAGCACGAACGUCAUUGUGACUGGCAAAGACAGCCUCACAGGAAGCUUGAUUAACAUUAUCAGCUUUGAUCUCCUUAGCAAGAUGGACAAACAACUCAAGAGCACUUUCCAAGUAGUUAUUAUUGAUGAAUCUCAUUACCUAAAGAACGUAAAAACUGCACGAUGUCGAGCUGCCAUGCCUCUACUCAAGGCGGCCAGGAGAGUGAUCUUACUUUCGGGAACCCCUGCCAUGUCCCGGCCUAUGGAGCUCUACACGCAGAUCGCGGCUGUCCAGCCAGACUUCUUCCCACAGUUCCACACCUUCGGGCUCCGCUACUGUGAUGCAAAGAAGGUGCCGUGGGGUUGGGACUACUCUGGAUCAUCCAAUUUAGCUGAACUGAAAAUUUUACUGGAAGAAUCCAUCAUGAUACGACGUCUUAAAUCAGAUGUGCUUUCCCAGCUUCCAGCAAAGCAACGCAAAAUGGUUGUGGUGUCUCCUGAAGGCAUUAAUGCGAAGACCAAAGCUGCCUUGGCAGAUGAAGCAAAGAAGAUGGCCAAAGGAUAUGGAAGUAAACAACAGGAGAAAGAAGCUCUUCUCCUCUUCUACAACAGAACAGCAGAAGCUAAAAUCCACUCAGUCGUAGAAUACAUCUUGGAGUUACUAGAAAGUGGAAAAGACAAAUUCCUGGUGUUCGCUCAUCACAAGAUAGUGCUGGAUGCAAUAGUUGAAGAGCUGGAGAAGAAACGUGUUGAAUAUAUCCGCAUUGAUGGCUCCACAUCUUCAGCUGAGCGGCAGUCUCUGUGCCAGAAGUUCCAGCUGUCAGAGAAGCAGGCUGUGGCUGUUCUGUCCCUCACUGCCGCAAACAUGGGCCUGACGUUGUCUGCUGCGGACCUAGUGGUGUUUGCAGAGCUCUUCUGGAAUCCAGGGGUUUUGAUCCAAGCAGAAGAUCGGGCGCAUCGAAUUGGACAGACUAGCUCUGUUAACAUCCACUACCUCGUGGCUAGAGGCACAGCGGAUGACUUCUUAUGGCCAAUGAUUCAAGAGAAAAUAAAAGUGCUGGGGGAAGCUGGUCUCUCGGAAACCAACUUUUCCAGUACAGCUGAAUCCACCAAUUACUGUCCUAAGCCAGAUCCAAAGCAGAAGACCAUCUAUGAACUUUUCCAGAGGACCUUCUCUGAUUGCAGAAAUGAUGAUGAACUUAUGCUUUUGGAAGCAGCUGAUGCUUGCUGUGAGUUUGACUCUGGCAGUGGCUUUCAAGAUACAAAAGAAGAGAGGUGUUCAGUGAGUUCCCCCAAAAAGCGGCGUAUUGAGGAGUUUUUUGAAAGUGUAACAUAAAGAGAAGGUGGCUAGCAGGUUUUUUUAAUAU
Messenger RNA from Oxyura jamaicensis (ruddy duck), 3136 nucleotides. RefSeq names its product SWI/SNF related, matrix associated, actin dependent regulator of chromatin, subfamily a like 1 (gene SMARCAL1). Gene Ontology annotation, cellular component: nuclear replication fork. NCBI's taxonomy places the organism in Eukaryota, Metazoa, Chordata, Aves, Anseriformes, Anatidae. The transcript is spliced from 17 exons. The record is from RefSeq and is a predicted model, not a curated record. Gene Ontology annotation, molecular function: ATP-dependent chromatin remodeler activity; ATP binding. The coding region runs from base 187 to 3105 and encodes 972 amino acids. Gene Ontology annotation, biological process: DNA repair; replication fork processing.